Molecule: messenger RNA, 1306 nt
Organism: Rubroshorea leprosula
Lineage: Eukaryota; Viridiplantae; Streptophyta; Magnoliopsida; Malvales; Dipterocarpaceae
Source: the annotation of a GenBank genome assembly
UCUCUUCAACUACUUCACGUUUCUUAUUGCAUAAAUCUAAAGCCUCUGUUUCCACUCCAAGCCCUAAAAUCCCUUUCUGUGUUAGAGAUGGGUCCUUUCUGCUCAGAGUUGGAGGAGUUCCCAAGACUCAAUUGUAUCCAUCACCUUCAUGCUUCCUUGAAACAUUUAGGGUUGGCAGGAUGGGAAAAAGUAAAGUUUUUGCCACAUCAGCUUUAGCAUCUCAUUGGCCUUGAGUCAUUGACUCUAGAAGAAUUCAACGAAGUGGAAGUUUUACCAAACUGGUUAGGAAACCUCACUUCUCUUAAAGAGCUGGUGAUUAGAAAUUGUCAUAAUCUGAGGAGUAUGCCAUCUAUUGAAGCCAUGCAAUGCCUCUCCAAUUUAAUAUUUCUUUAUAUAUUUGAAUGUCCCAAAUUAGAAGAAAGAUGCUCCAGAGAUGGAGGAACCUAAUGGUUCAAGAUUUCUCACAUUCCCCAUAUCAUAAUACGUGGGCAAUAGGGAUGACCACGAGGUUUGGAAGAGUAGGUUAAGCAGUUGAAGAUAUCAACAAGCCUUCUCCAAAUAAUCAUCUAAUGGAUGUUCUCUGGAAAGCUUUCUCAUAUAAAGACGCAAUGAGGAGAAAAAAACAGGGGAUUGCACAGACACACAUUCUGUCAUUUUUAAGGUCCUUUGUUAUCUUCAUGAUUCUUCAGCAUCAAAAUACUCUCCAGUAGCCAUCACCAUAAUAGUCAACCAAUGCAUAAGGGAAAAGAAACAGAGUAUUGCUUGGACACACUGAGUGUAAAGCUUGAUGGAGUGAAGCCUAGCAAGGCUCUAAUUUGUUCAUAUAUUUUCUUGGAAAAAUUGUGGGCAAGGAAAUUCUCCUGCUUUGAAUUCAAAAUCUUGAAGAACUGAGGCUUAUUUUCUCAUUGGAGAUCCAAACCAACGAGUGGUCCUCUCUUUAAGUUGUUGAUCCUCACGAACAGAUUUAGCAAUUCUUCAGUGAUAUGGUCCUCAACUGAUGGCGGCAUUUGAGGUGCAAGAUUACCAGUAUAGACAUCUAUCUUUUCUUAUUCUUGCACAACUUUUAUGGAGUUAGUUCUAAUAGGAUCUUUUAUUUGAUUAGUAUUUUGAAAUCUGUAACUAAGGCUGAAGUUCGCAACUAGGAAGUAUGUUUUCAUCUUGAUAGAAUAUUAUUUAAAUGUGAAUUGGUGUCUUCUGUUAUAGGCUUUGUCUAUUGGUAAGUACACUUUUUGUUCUGAAGUUGUUCCAGACAUUUGCAGCAGAAAUUCAUCAAUUCCUUGAAUUUAAAUGAAUGGACAAUGAAUCC